GAAUGAAAAGACACUGCAAUUGUCAUUUUUUCUUGUUGAUGGAGUGUAAGUUGAAACUGCGAAUAUGAUUCCCUUCACGCGCAUAUUAUCCUAUGUCAUACCUCACUGUGGAUGGCCAGAAGGAAAUCAACAGUUCUACGGUGGAAAGACCAGUUUAUACAGUGAGGGUUGGUGGUGCAAUAAAGCUUGAUUCUCUCUUUCAAUUAGCCACAUGCUGUGCUCAGCAACUUCAUACAGACCCAACAAUUGAAUAACCAACACUCCAAAUGUAUCUGAAUAGUUGAACUACUUAGAAGUCACAUCUAAUGUCGGUUUCACUGUAACAUAGACUUGAAUUUCCAAUAUGGUAGAUGAAGUUGUUGUUGAGCAGUAGGCUGUUGUCAUGUCCCCGCAGUGCCGAUAGUGGUGCUGUGAGGAGACUCCACCGUGGACUGAAUUAAUACCACAGCAGCUUUUAACUGCUAAUGUGUGCUGUGGGUAACAACGUUUAAAUGUAGUAAUCUUAUCUCAAAUGGUUCACGGAUAGGAAAAGGAUCAAUUACCAAAACAUACCGAAUAUCGACCCCGAUCUGGUAGCUAUAGCCGACUGUGUUAGGCAAUUCUACAGGCAAAUCGAAGCGAAUACCCUACUCAGCCAAUACCAACUAAAGCUGAUGUUGUCAAGGACAAGAGUCACGUGAUGUAUGAGGGCAAACACAUACACUUCUCGGAGGUAGACAAUAAGCCAUUGUGCUCGUAUAGCCCUAAGCUCUGCAAGCAGCGCAGACUCAACGGCUAUGCCUUCUGCAUCCGUCAUGUUCUAGAGGACAAGACCGCUCCCUUCAAGCAAUGUGAAUAUGUGGCUAAGUACAACAGCCAGCGAUGCACCAACCCCAUCCCCAAAUCUGAGGACCGCAGAUACUGUAACAGCCACCUGCAGGUGCUGGGCUUCAUCCCCAAGAAGGAGCGCAAGAAGAAGCAUGAAGCGCUGGAGGAGAUGCGCGGGCGUUCUCACCUGGACUCGGUGGCUCUCAACAUCACCGUGCCCUCGCUGGCGCUGAAGGCCUCCAAUGGCCUGGACGAGUCGCCGCCUUCGCCACCUUGCUCCCGCCUGCUGCCCCUGCCAGAUGGGGAACACCUGGACCCAUUCGCCUUCUACGAGGAGGACAUGGAGGCAGAGGAAGGCAUCCCACGCAAGGGCUCGUCAGUCAGGAAGAAGCCGCAGAGUCGGCUGGUGCUCAGUCAGAGACUGCCUCCGCCGCCACCGCCACCACCACCGCUGCCACACGACGCUGACCACCUCCAGCCUCGCUCAGAGCACUUUAGCCCUUCCUCUGUGCACCCUGGCCCUCACCCUUCCUCCCCUCUACGCACCCAGCUCCCCCUCCAGCACGGACUCCUCCAGCUGCCCAAGCAUUCUGGCAGCCUGUCCUCCUACUCCUUCCAGGGUUCCCAGCAGGGUUUAUUAUGCAAGCCAGCACCACCUCACACCGGUCCUUCACUGCCUCCUGGGCUGGCCCCCAGCACAGUGCCCAGCCCGGUGCAGUCGUCUGGCCCCUCCCUCGGCAGGAAAGGCCUACUCACUGCCACGCCCUCGCUGUCUGGCACGCUGGACUCUGUACAGCGCCACCUGGUGGCCAUGAGCCCUGCUUCCUUCUCGCCACCCCCGGCCUGCCUACAGCGGCUCAAGCAUCUGGUGCAGCUAUGCUCCCAGAGACAGCAGGAACACGGAGAUCUCUUCCCUCAUCUAGGGUUGGACUGGUCUGAAGACAGUGGAGAGGAUGACUAUGAAGACUUUGAGGCAAUGUCACCUUCCCGACUCUGCGGGAGAUUACAGGAAGGACCCAUGCAAGACCACUCGCUGGAGGAAACGGGCAGCUCCAGGAGGGUCCGGCUGGCCCACCUCUGCGCGCUCCUGCAGGACAAAUACAAGCACCUGUGCAGGCAGGAGAGGGCAGCCACACGCCAGAAGAGACACCGUUAUGCCUUCCGCAAAGCCCUGCUGCACGCCGCCGCCAAGGACCCAGACUGCACGGCGGAGCUGAUCCAGGCACUCUGCAAGAUCUCACGAUCCUCCUCAAGUGCAAAGCAGGUGCGACUGGGCGUCAAAGAGACUACUGGACUCUGCACGGGGAGCACCAAGGGACAGGCCUGCGGAGACAAAGCCCUGCCCUUCACUCAACACUGCUUCCAACACAUCCUGCUGAACCGCAGCCAGCAGCUCUUCUCCAGCUGCACCGCCAAGUUUGCCGAUGGACAGCAGUGCUCCAUCCCCGUCUUUGACAUCACGCAUCAGACCCCGCUGUGUGAGGAACAUGCCAAAAAAAUGGAUAACUUCCUGCGUGGGGAUGGGAACAGGAGACAGCAACAGCAGCAGCAUCAGCAUCAUCAGCACCAUCAGCAGCAGCAGCAGCACCACCACCUCCAUCAGCACCAGCACCAGCUGCAGCAGCAGCAGCAGCAGCAGCAGCGCAAGCCACGGAAGAAGACCAAACCGCCGGCGCUCACCAAGAAACACAAGAAGAAGCGACGGAGAGGGCCGCGCCGGCCUCAGAAGCCCAUCCCGCCCGCGCUGCCUCAGGGCAACCUGGCCAUGCCUUCCAGUCUGGCUCUGCCCACCAACGCUUCCAGUGUCAGGAGUCCUUCAACCCCGGAGCUGAGCACAGACGAGCUUCCUGAUGACAUCACCAAUGACAUAGCGGACAUUCCAAACGACCUUGAACUGAACCAGGAGGAUUUCUCGGACGUGUUGCCACGGCUUCCUGAUGACCUUCAGGACUUUGACCUAUUUGAAGGUAAGAAUGGGGACUUGCUGCCCACUACAGAGGAGGCUGAGGAGCUGGUGCGAGCACUGCAGGCCAUGGGCUCCUACCCCGACUCACUGGUGUGCCUCUCCUCCAUGGGGGAGCUGGGAGCUCCGGGCGUCCCCUCGGGAAGCAUGGGGGACCUGCUCAACGGCCGGCUGCCUGCAGAGAACUUCACCAGCCUGGAGCUGGAGGAGAACCUGCUGCACUCGGCCGACGCUCACUUCCCCUCCUCGCCAUCGCCCCCACCCCCGCCACGGCAGGCCCCUGUCCCCGUCACAUCUGCUGCCUCCACGCCCAGCUUGACCCCGGCCGCCCACGCGGCCAGUGACCCUCAGAGGACAUUCCCGCGCCCCGCUCCCCCGCCCCACGCGCUGGCCCAGCCCGACCCGGCCUGCUCCUCGCCCUCAGCCGGCCCCUUCAGUAGCAGUGAACACGUGCCCUCUCCCUAUAGCGAGCACAUGGCCUCCCCCCACACUGGGCACUUCCAGGCAGAGUCGCCGCUCCUCUUGGAGGUGCCGCUCAGCGGGGUGCCUGGCCCGCCGCGGUCCCCCUGGAACCACCUGCCCCUCUCUCUCGCCGACCCCUCGUCGUAUGGCACCCUGAUGGAGGGCCACCUGCUCUCCACCUCUCUUUCCACACCGCCCUGCACCACGCACCCUGCAGCCUUGCAGCCCACUGCUGCCCUCUCGGCCCUCCCCCAGGGCGGCCUGACGGGGCUGGGUUCCCCCCCUGCUCCGGCAUCCACCUCCACCCCGCCCUCGUCCUCGUCCUCCCCCACGCGGGACCUCCUGUGCUCGCUGCAGCCCAAGCAGCAGCUCCCACAGUUCAGCGCCGUCUUCGGCCACCAGCUGGCCUCCCACAGUGGCAUCCCCAACGACGUGCAGCCCAGCCACAGCUCGACUGCGCCUCCUACUGGCUUCUCCAUCGCCAGUGCCACGGCUGCAAGUGCCAACAGUGCGACUCCCCCCUUCCCGCACAGUAACUGAGAAGUGAUGGGAGAGAGAGUGUGACUGAAAGAGCGAGUGUGUGUGUGUGUGUGUGUGUGUGUGUGUGUGUGUGUGUGUGUGUGUGUGUAUGUUUGUCUGGUGGCUGCACAUCAGCUAAACAGUGGACUCUGCUCGCUUAGCAUCUCCGCUCAUCUUUUCAUAGAAAUCAAGAACAUUUUUUCUGCUAUUUUAUUUGGUUCAUGCCGCAAGAGUGGAUGAUGGCCUGUUUUAAUGUUUUAAUCCUGACCUUGCCAUGACUACAUGACUGCAUGCCUGCAUCAGCCCCAGUGUAGAGUCCACUCGUUGGGUGCAUGUGCAGCCCCCUCCUCUUCCCCCCCCCCCCCCCCCCCCCCCCCCCGGGGGAGUGUGGUGGGUGUCAGUGACAGUGAUGUGCUCAGCACCCCGCAAAGGACCCACAAUUCCAGAAGUAGUGACAGAGACAGUGCUACAGCAUUCAGUGACGGAAACAACGCCUCAAUCAGCAGUCUAGUCUUAAGUGUUCCACUUGAGCCCUGUCUCAUAGCUGUAAUCAUAUCCUUCCUCAUUUACAAGAUCAUUGUAUUCCUUUUAAUCUACCCUUCAUACAGAUGUUAACACACAGGUGGCUCUACUGCCCCCUACAGACACAUGCCAGUAUAAAUGUCAGGGCCUGCUUAAACAAGUCAAAUCCCAUCAUGAAGGAAGUUUCCUGUCCAGCUUGACACACAGCAGAAAAUUGCCAAAAUUAUUUUAAAUGUUUUUUUUUUUUAAGCUACUGUAUAUAUAUUUAAUCUUUUAACCGGUUUAUGCAGAAACUCAGAGUAAUAUGUGGAUCAUAGAUGCCUCAUCAGUGGCCUAGUAGACAUCUGGAGGUAAACCUGGUUACUCAAAGCAAUAAAACACCUUGACGUACUCACCUCACAGUAUUGUGAUGUAUAUCGUAUCAAUCUUCAUUUCUUUCCCUCUGUGCUCCCUGAAUUGCUUUCCAGUUGCAGACCAGCGUGUUACGGGGGGGGGAAGGACAUGUUUUGUCAUCAAAUGUGAAGUUAAGGCCGAACUGUUCUUUGUCUGAUGAGGUUGUGGAUCCACUUUAUAGGUCCAUGAGUAUUCUGGCCACAGAGAAGGAGGUGUAGAGAAGAAACAAAAGUGUGACAACUGCAGAAAAUUAUUAUUAUGUCCACUCUUGCACACAGAACUCCACAUUCUCAGUCUUGGAAAUAUGUGUGUUUUAAGGCAUGUUUGUGGUACCCUAAGCAAGGAAACAACUUCAACAACUUUGUCUGGUUAACAGGUAUCUUUUUCACAAACAAUGCAUGCAGGUAUUAGGGAUAGUGUAGGAACAGCUCACGUGACCCUCCCCUCAUCUGUGCGUGGGGUACUAUGGAGAACUAGUGCAAUUCGGAUGGAGCAGUUUGCAGGUGCUAAAAUGGCUGUUGUAUUGGGUCACACAGCAGAAUUUCGUGCAUCAGGACACCUGACCUUCAGUGAUGCAGCAGGGUAGAGUAGAGCCUUUUUCAACCCUUCACUGCCUUCAUGUUCUUAGUUGCCUGGCGCUUUGCACUAGAGGAGAACAAGGAAAAUCUUGCGAAUUUGUCCCAGAAUGCUUCCAGUUGUAUAACAGUAAGUCUUUAGUCCUUGGUAUAGCUUUAGAAACUGAAAGAUGGGCCUAUAUUGUUAAGUAUUAUAUAUUCAUAGAUUAGCAGACUAUGGGGUUUUAAUGGUGAGGUUAAAUGAGUGGCAGUGGACUGAAUAUGAGGUUUUAAAAGAAAAACAACUAAAAAAAAAAAAAGGAUCUUUGUUGUCUUUUGCAAGUUACUUAAUGGAGCCUGUGUUUUGUGAAGUACUUUUAAUGGCUAUCAAAAUACUUGUGAUUUCUUAUCAGAUGAUGUUUGUGUAUGCCCAUUUAUUUAAAAUGAUCAGUGACUAUGAUGAUGUAUGGCAGUACUUUUGAUAGCUAUUAAACUCUGGCAUGAAGCCACUUCUGAAAGAUUGGAUCUUGCAUGGGUGCAAAACUACAAGUUUUAUUCAUUGACUUGACUAGUUAGCUUGUGCCCAAAGAGACCAAUUUAAUAAUGACUUCUAAUGCAGCAAUCUCUAGUGCACUGGUUCUCUACACAUACAACUGACAGAAAUAUACAUCAUACUUUUAUUGAUAUUCAUGAACUGGAAACGGUUAAAACCAUCACUGAUAGGCAAGUUAGGCUGAACUAAAGGUUGUCCCACCAGAGUAGAUGUUGCUGCCCAUUCAGAGCAUCGCCUCAUGAAGAUGGUCCUCAUACACUCCAUUCAUUCAUAGCAUAGUCCAAAUGAAUCCCAUGGCAGGCCCCACUACACUCCUUCACAAGACAUCAUCACAGGUCCAAAGACAUGGCGAGCAUAUACGGGAUAGCAACACCUCCGUAAUCUUCAUGUCUUGCUUCACCCCCAGCGGUGUCUGUCUCUCACACACUUGGCCUGGGAUUCACACAAGAUGGCUCAUGAUUUUUUGCACCAGAGACCUAAAACUGCUGUGUUCACAAAGCAUGAAAAGUAGAUUAAUUGCACAUUGAGGGGGAAAAACUGACCAAUCCUCUUAAAAGAAAGUCUUCAGGGCUCUGUAGGCACUCGUAACUGCUUGAAAUCUGAGAGAUGGCUGACAAAUUCCUAUACUCAUUGAAUGUACUGUAUUACUGUUUUUAAAAAAAAUGAUAGGAGCUAGUCACCUUUGGUUAUUGGUCCUUGUUUAAUUUGUCUAAGGUAUUUUUUGUAUACAAAGGUUUACAUUUUUAUGUAUAUUUUUCUUGUGUACAAAAUUAUGUAAUAUGUGUACAAACAUUGUAUGUAAUAUCUGUAUAUAGUGUGAUAAAAUCUGAUCUGUUUCUUUUUGAUGUACAAAUAAAUCUUGCUGUGAGGAAUAUGA
Messenger RNA from Clupea harengus (Atlantic herring), 6650 nucleotides. It is a transcript of the gene ino80da, whose product is annotated as INO80 complex subunit D. The coding region runs from base 680 to 3772 and encodes 1030 amino acids. Lineage: Eukaryota; Metazoa; Chordata; Actinopteri; Clupeiformes; Clupeidae. Gene Ontology annotation, cellular component: nucleus. The record is from RefSeq and is a predicted model, not a curated record. The transcript is spliced from 10 exons.